This is a messenger RNA of Magnusiomyces paraingens, 2088 nucleotides long. RefSeq lists its product as uncharacterized. The transcript has a single exon. Bases 1 to 2088 code for a protein of 695 amino acids. The record is from RefSeq and is a predicted model, not a curated record. Lineage: Eukaryota; Fungi; Ascomycota; Dipodascomycetes; Dipodascales; Dipodascaceae. Gene Ontology annotation, cellular component: nucleus. Gene Ontology annotation, biological process: protein phosphorylation. Gene Ontology annotation, molecular function: ATP binding; protein kinase activity.
AUGGCAACCACCAUGGCCACUCUCUCUGCAAUGGCUCUUGCAAAGGGCCCUCGACAGAAGACCCAAACUGACUUGGCCAACAUGGCUAUAGCACGGUCUUCUGCUGUUGCGGUCGGUGCUCAGCAGCUCCAUCAAGAAGACCAACAACAGCUUCAAAAACAACAAGGAUCUGUACUGCCUCCCAUGGCCUCUUCUUCAGUUUCAACAUCUACGCCUGUAGCUGACCAUCAUCACAUUCAUCACACUCAUCACCAUAGUCACCAUCACAGCAGUAGCAGUAGUAGUAGUAGCAGCCAUAAUAAUCAUCACCAUCGUCAUCUUCACCAGUCUUCUUCAGCCUCAAUUUCUUCAAAUACUUCCACUCCACGAAUUCAACCUCCCAUGUCCUGGACAGGGCUGGACAGAAGUGGUAAGCCAAUUGAAAUCAUUGUCAUUUCUGACGACGAGGACGAAGACGAAGACGAAGAUAAACAGAACAUAAAAGGUAGGCCUUCUGGCUCUUCUGGUUCAUUUAAUGUCGAUGUUCCUGCCGAUGAUGAUAAUAAUGAUGAUGAUGACGAUGAAGUCAUCUGCACUGGCUCUCAUCCAUCGACAUAUCCCUCUCUUUCCUCUACAAGUAUAUCGUCGGCAUCAUAUGGCUCUACCUCAUCAGCAUGCUCCUCUUCUUCCACUUCUUCCUACACAUCUUAUUCCGCUCUGGACCACCCUAUACCCACAACAAGCACUUCCUACUCCUCCUCCUCCUCCUCCACAUCGCAUAAGCGUAAGCGCAGCAGGCUGUCGCCAACGCCUCCGGCAGCUGCCUCUGCCACCUCCCCAUCCUCCAGUAUUAACCCGGAAAAAUCCCGAGCAAACCGCAAGCGUCAGCGCCUCAUCUCAGAAAUUAAGUAUUAUCCUCCUUCACAGCCAGUCAUCAAGUACAAUGAUAUACAUAUUCCAGAGUUCAACGACUCUCCUCGUGGUUCCUCAGCUUGUACCCAAGACAAGGACGGCUACUUCAAUGCGGCGUGUCCCACCUCCAUCGUCAAUGGCCGCUUCCAUUUAUCCAAAGUCCUUGGACAAGGUACCUUUGGCAAGGUCUUUGCGGCUUAUGACACUAAAAACCGCCGGCAUUGUGCCCUUAAAAUCAUUCGAGCCAUUCCAAAGUAUCGUGAUGCUUCAAAAAUAGAGCUCCGAGUUCUUUCUACCAUUGUUCGCUACGACUCUAACAACCGCAACCGCUGUAUACACGUUCGUGAGGCUUUUUCCUAUAAUGGUCAUGUCUGCAUCCUCACGGACUUGCUGUCUCUGAGCAUUUAUGACUUUAUGAAACUUAAUCACUUUUGGUCUUUUCCUCCAAGCCACGUUCAAUCUUUUGCAAGGCAAAUUCUCACCUCGGUCGCAUUUUUACACGAUCUGGGUCUUGUCCACACGGACCUCAAGCCAGAAAAUAUUCUGCUAAAGUCCUCAGACAAUGUACCUCGUACCCAUCCCAAGACCGCCCCACAAAAUGAAAAGUACCUCACCCUAAAGGAUACUGCCAUUUCGCUCAUUGACUUUGGCUCUGCCAUAUUCAACGAUGAGUACCAUAACAAUAUCGUUUCCACGCGGCACUACCGCGCACCAGAAAUCAUUCUCGGGGUUGGCUGGUCCUUCCCUUGUGACGUGUGGUCUAUUGGCUGCAUCAUUGUUGAGCUGUGUACUGGCGAAGCACUCUUCCAAACCCACGAAAACUGCGAACAUCUGGCUCUCAUGGAGAAAAUUCUGGGGAGGAGUAUCGACAGGUCUUUGCUAUCGCUGGCGUCGCGCAAUCAAACCGGCGUCGUGCUCAUUAACCCCAAGACGGGUCGUAUUAAUUUCCCGAAUCAAACUACAGAGAAAAAUAGCAUAAAAGUUGUGAAUGAGACUCGCACCCUUGCUACUAUUCUCAGACGCAAGGCCAUGCCUACUAUGCAAACUGCAGAUGAGCGUUAUUGGCAUUUGCUUAAGGACCUGCUGGCUCAGAUCUUUACUUAUGACCCGGCUAAGCGCAUUACUGCUCGUGAUGCUCUUUCUCACCCGUGGCUCACUUAUGACAUUGACAACGACAAUUAUCUAUAUGACGAAUAA